UCCAAGUAGUUAUCACUUUUUUUCCUUUCUUUGCUUCACAAGUAAAAGCCUGUUAUAUGUUGUAUUAUAUUAUCUUCAUGUCCAAGCCUCCAUUAAUUAGCCUCCUCCCCACGUUUCUCUCAUUAUUCAUCAUCUUUUCUCUUCCCUUUCGGUCCUUUUUUCCUUCAAUACUACUCCUCUCCUACUAUUUAACGUCCUCCUCUUAAUAUUCUACCUUCCAACCAUUUUGUCUUGAAAUUUUAGUACUAUUGACAGUUGGGGUUUUAUUCUGGUCUUUAUUUAUUAGGUUUGGAAUCUUUAAAAAAAAUUGUCAGUGCAGUCAAUUAUGACCUAGUGUCCUGUUCAAUUCAUUUUGUUAACUUAAUUGCAUUCAAUAUUUUCAUCUUCAAAGUUUUUCUGUUGGCAAUUACAAUGGCAAUUGAGCUGUGUUCAUCUGAUGAGUCAUCUAUAAUGAGUCCAGCUCGGAUCUCCUUCGAUAUUUCACAAACAGACUAUGUUCCUGUUGAGCAACACAUUAGAUCAACUUCAUCUUCCUCUAGUAUUGAUUUUGAUUUUUGCGUUUUUCGCGAAAGCUUUGAUCUUGAAUCUUCGUCAGCUGAUGAGCUUUUCUUUGAUGGAAAGAUUUUACCAAUUGAAAUUAAGAGAAGAAUUUCGUCUGCUCCACUUAAAAAAAUAGAGCAACGUCCAAUACCAGCCCCUCCUCUGCCUCCAUGCAAGAAUAGUAGUAACACUAACACUAGCAAUAUUCUUGAUAAUGGCAAAAUUAGCUCGAAUUUGAAGAAUGAAAAUUCAAUCGAAAAUAAAACAGGAGGGGUUCUUGAAUCAAUAGAUGAAAAGCAGAGUUCAAAGUCAUUUUGGAGAUUCAAGAGAAGUAGUAGCUUAAAUUGUGGGAAUGGUUAUGCAAGAACUUUAUGUCCAUUGCCACUUUUAUCAAGAAGCAAUUCAACUGGUUCAACUCCAAGUGUGAAGCGUAAUUCGUCAUCAUCAAAGGAUAAUUUAAGUCACAAGCAGCAUUCUCAGAGACACUUUUCAAAAUCAGUGUCAUCUAAUAAUGGUCAAAAGCCUCCAUUGAAGAAAGUUCCAUACAACAAUGGAGUUAAAUUCAGCCCAGUACUAAAUGUCCCUUCAGCAAGUUUGUUUGGUUUAAGUUCUUUCUUUUCAAGUGGCAAGGAAAAGAACAAGAAGAAGUGAUUAAUUAAUGGACAUGAUUGCUUUAUUAGUUUCCAAAAUAAGAAAGGUUUGAUUUGUUACUUUUUUCCUUAGAUUAACAUGAUUGAGAAUUGAGAAGGAAAAAGUGUGGAGAGAAAGGAUAAGUACUGGGGCCAAAAGUAUGGAGCAUAAUACAUUCCAUGCCACAUGCUUUUUUUCUUUUUCUUUGGGAGUUGUGGGUGACAAGAAAUAACAGGUAAUAUUUGCUAUCAAAGGGCCUGUCCCAUUAUAUGCUUUAAUUUGUUUUUGUGCUUUUGGUUGCCUACACAUGCAUCUAACUCUCUGUGAUUCGAA
Messenger RNA from Nicotiana tabacum (common tobacco), 1503 nucleotides. RefSeq lists its product as uncharacterized. The record is from RefSeq and is a predicted model, not a curated record. NCBI's taxonomy places the organism in Eukaryota, Viridiplantae, Streptophyta, Magnoliopsida, Solanales, Solanaceae.